AUGUGGCAUAUGCUCGGAUUUCUGCUCGGCCUCUUGGUUCUGUGCUGUCCAACCACAGCAAAUGCAGAACAGACAGUACUAGACUCAGCGCAAAGUCCCCAGCCUUAUAGGAUAGCCAUCAUUGGGGCAGGCGCCGCUGGAUCAUCGACAGCAUACCAUAUACGGAAGUUCGCUCAACAUGAUGUGCCCAUCAACAUCACAAUUUUCGAAGCAGAGAACCACAUCGGUGGACGAACCACCACCAUCAAUGCCCUGAAUGACCCCAGAUACCCAGUCGAACUAGGAGCAUCGAUAUUCGUCGAGAUCAAUCAGAUUCUCUACAAUGCCACCCGUGAGUUCGGGUUGUCAGCCACCAGCAGAGAAGAUGAAGGCACUGGUUCAGCCUACGAUCUUGGUGUCUGGGAUGGCACAAAUUUCGUCUUUACUCUAUCGAACGGUGACGAAAGGUCAGGACUCAAGGGAACGCUCGACGGAUGGUGGAACAUGGCAAAGAUUAUCUGGAGAUAUGGGUUGAGCGCUGUUCGGCUGCAAAGUAUACGUAACAGUGUCAUUGGCCGAUUUCUGCGAAUGUACGAUGAUGCUUUUCCUUUCCAGGACCUUGGAGAGGUGUUGCGAGAAGUUGAUCUUCUCCCAGUCACAGGGGAGACAGGUCCGGAACUUCUGAAGGCGGCAGGAGUGGGUGAGAGGUUCUCCCGCGAGGUGAUUCAGGCUAGUUCUCGAGUCAAUUAUGCUCAGAAUCUGGCGGACUUUCAUGGUCUUGAGACGAUGGUGUGUAUGUCUACAGAAGGCGGAAUGAGCGUAGAAGGUGGGAAUUGGCGAAUCUUCGAUAGGAUGGUCAAGGAAGCAGAAGCAGGUAUUCAUUUAGGUGCAAAAGUACAUCGUGUCGAGACACUUCCUAAUGGGAAAUCCACAAUAUCAUACAACAAAUCCAACACACACCAAGUCGACGAAAGCGGAUUCGACGUCGUCGUCCUAGCAGCACCAUACAACUCCUCAUGGCUGACCCUCUCACCAUCUCCGUCCUGGAAACCUGGCAAAGUCGAUUACGUCUCCCUCCACGUAACACUCUUCACUAGUCCCUUCCGCCCUGAUCCCGCCUUCUUCGGCCUCAAGUCUGACCAAGACCACCUCGUCCCAGACACCAUACUCACCACUCUCCCACUAGACACAGACCCAGACUCCCUCGGCCGAGGCGUCCAUGGCGUCGGCCCCACCACGUUCUGGUCCCUCAGUACCCUAAGAACAAUCAAUCCCACAACAGACACGUAUAUUCCUCCCUCUGUAUUAUCUGGGCACAUCCCAGCAGAGAACCUCAUCUCAUCAACCAACAACAAUCUUACAUCUCCAAUAUGGCCUCGUCGCGCUCCCAAUGACAAGCAAUAUAUCUACAAGAUCUUCUCUCCCGCCCCCGUCACAGCCGAAUACCUCAUCGAUCUCUUCGGGUGGUGUACUCACCCUUCUCUGCCGAAAUCACUCAGGCGGGAUGACUGCACAACCACCACCACCACCAACCACCACAACACGUCAAAACACCACUCAAUCAGCACCAUUCCCCACGCCCUCCUCCCCUGGCACCACGAAAAGCAAUGGAAUAGUUACCCUUACAUGACCCCAAGGACCGACUUUGAAUGUUUCGAUAUCUAUUCCUGUAAGGAUUAUCCGGCACCCAAUGUAACUGACGGCGGGCAUGACAAAGCAGCAGCAACAGCAUGGAAAGGGAAACUGUACUAUACGUCGCCGAUGGAGGCAUUCAUUAGUGCGAUGGAGGCGAGUGCGUUGAGUGGAAGGAAUGUAGCAAGGUUGAUUGUGGAUAGGUUGGAGGGAAGGAAUUGA
This is a messenger RNA of Lithohypha guttulata, 1833 nucleotides long. RefSeq lists its product as uncharacterized. Gene Ontology annotation, molecular function: prenylcysteine oxidase activity. Gene Ontology annotation, biological process: prenylated protein catabolic process; prenylcysteine catabolic process. The record is from RefSeq and is a predicted model, not a curated record. Lineage: Eukaryota; Fungi; Ascomycota; Eurotiomycetes; Chaetothyriales; Trichomeriaceae. The coding region runs from base 1 to 1833 and encodes 610 amino acids. The transcript has a single exon.